CCUGCCACUUUGAGAACUGUAGAGAGGGGGGAUGAAGGGAAGUAUUAAUGACGUGCUUGGAGUGAAGAAGUGCCUGGAGGAAUAAAACGCGGAGGAAUAAGCACCGGGUCCGGGUACAUGUGUUGUCCCCUUGGUAGUUUCACUUUGACACGACUCAGCUUUUGUUUGUUCUGCAUUCAUUGACUUUUCGGCGUAAAAGCGACUGAACUCCGAACGCAGCUGCUGAUUUUUGCCUGGACCGCGAGUGACAGGACUGUUCUACAUCAGAAUAUGCAUUAAAGGAACCAGCUGCAUCAUCGUAUUCUUCAUCCUUGUCACCUUACGCAGUAGAUUUCGUCUGACAUGGCCUCCUCCCCAGGGCUAGACACUGACACGUUACCUCUGCUUCAGCUCCAGGAGGUCGACUCCGGCAAAGCCUCAGAGAGGGCUGGCUCCCCAGGUCUCUUGCCCGCAGUGUACACCUCUCCUCGGGGCAUGGACAGCCACACGGUCUACAUCCCCUCUCCAUACACGGACAAUAGCCACGAGUACAACCACGGACAUGGACCACUGACCUUCUACAGCCCAUCUGUGCUGACCUAUGCCAGGCCGCCCGUCACUGAAAGUCCAUCAUCUCUGUGCACCCCCCUUAGUCCAUCAGCCUUCUGGCCUCCCCACAGCCACCCCAACAUGCCUUCACUGACUCUGCGCUGCCCACAGCCUAUCGUCUACAAUGAACCCGGCUUACAGGCCCCCUGGCUGGAGCCCAAAUCGCACAGCUUCAACGGCAGCAGAGUCUUUGGUUCUUCCUGCAGCUCCAUCCUCGGCUGUAACAAGCCGCUGGGGAAGAGAUCAGAGGAGAGAGUGGAUGGUGUGAACUCCUCCUCGUGUUCAUCUGCAGUAGGGAAAACCGACAUGCACUUCUGUGCUGUGUGUCACGACUACGCCUCGGGGUAUCACUACGGCGUGUGGUCCUGUGAGGGCUGCAAGGCUUUUUUCAAGAGGAGUAUCCAAGGGCACAAUGACUACAUCUGCCCCGCAACAAAUCAAUGCACUAUUGACAAGAACCGGCGUAAAAGCUGCCAGGCCUGCCGCCUACGUAAAUGCUACGAAGUGGGCAUGAUGAAAUGUGGUGUAAGGCGCGAACGCUGCAGUUAUCGAGGAACCCGACACCGCCGUGGUGGCCUCCAGAUUCGGGAUACCGCAGGCAGAGGUUUAGUCAGGGUGGGGCCGGGUUCACGGGCCCAGCGGCAUCUCCACCUAGAGGGUCCCCUAGCCCAAGUCGGCCCCAUCCCUCAGGUGAACUAUGUACACCAUGCAGCCAUGAGCCCAGAGGAAUUCAUCUCUCGCAUCAUGGAGGCAGAGCCUCCGGAGAUCUACCUCAUGGAGGACUUAAAGAAGCCCUUCACCGAGGCCAGCAUGAUGAUGUCCCUCACAAACCUGGCUGACAAAGAACUGGUCCUCAUGAUCAGCUGGGCUAAAAAGAUCCCUGGUUUUGUUGAGCUGAGUCUAGCUGAUCAGAUCCACCUCCUGAAGUGCUGCUGGUUGGAGAUUCUGAUGCUGGGCCUGAUGUGGAGGUCUGUGGAUCAUCCUGGAAAACUAAUCUUUUCUCCAGACUUCAAACUCAACAGCAGUAGCUCUUUCUCCUUGGAAAGGACAGGGAAACAUCCUGGAUGCAAAUCCAUCAAUUCACUCAAGGAGGAGGGACAGUGUGUGGAGGGCAUCAUGGAGAUCUUUGACAUGCUGCUCGCUGCCACCUCUCGGUUUCGUGAGCUGAAGCUUCAGCGGGAGGAGUAUGUCUGUCUAAAGGCCAUGAUCCUCCUCAACUCCAAUCUGUGUACGAACUCCCCGCAGACACCAGAGGAGCAGGAGAGCAGGAACAAGCUGUUGCGUCUGCUGGACUCUGUGAUUGAUGCUCUCGUCUGGGCCAUUUCCAAACUGGGCUUGUCGACCCAGCAGCAGACUCUGCGCCUCGGACACCUCACCAUGCUGCUCUCCCACAUCCGCCACGUCAGUAACAAAGGCAUGGACCAUCUGUCCACCAUGAAGAGGAAGAACGUGGUGCUGGUGUACGACCUCCUCUUGGAGAUGCUUGAUGCCAACACAUCCAGCAGCAGCAACCAAUCAUCAUCCUCACCGAGUUCUGACAUGUACUCUGACCAGCACCAAUACCCACAACAUCUGUCAAAUCUGCAGCCGGGAUCUGACCAGACCACCGCUGACCACAGCAAUGUAUCUGCACAUGGAGCCGCUGAAGGCCAGAUCCUGGAUGAACAGCUCCAGGCUCUGCCCCUCCAGUCCCCGCCUCUGUUCCAGAGUCACAUGGCCAUGGACAGAAAUGAUUACAUCCAUCCACAGCACUGGUCAAUGGAUACAGAAGAUGCAGCUCCAUCAGUGGAAUCAAUGCACUACAUCAUCCCUGACCGAGUUGUCAUGGAAACUGCUCUGGAAGUGGCAGGAAUUUAAGAGACAAACUGAAACUGAACCUUAAUGGUUUUUCCAUCCUCCCCAAAGAUUGAGAAAAUAAAAUGAAAAAAAGGAUAAAAACAUGAAACAAAGUGCCAUUGUGAGGUAAAGUUUUCUUUUUCUUGUUGAGAUGUUUUUAGUCUUGAAAAAAUGUUUUGGAUCGAUUGUAUAUUUUGCGUGCGUUAAUAUUUCUUGUGAAUGUGCACUACAGUUGGUGUUCUUAAGGACAUCGCUGAACCUCUGCCAGUCAGUUGGAGCUCUCUUUUGAUAAACAGUAUUUGUAUCUCGUUUUUCACCUUGAUGUAACAUCCAGAACAAUCUUCAAGCCAUCUGCAAUGACUUACAGGAAUGUGCAUGUAGUCAACACAGUGAAAAUCCAUUACCCUAAAUGGUUAAUAGUCAUGUAGCUUAUGUCAUAUAAUGGUGUUUAUUUCCUUCACUUCUACUGUAUACCUUAGUGUUCUAUCAGUGCCUGUUAGUCAAGGAUUUUUUUCUACUGUCUUGUGUCAGUGGAGUCAGAUGCAGCAGUUUGUGGCCUUUUAACAAUUGACUGUUAAUAUAAGCUGUAAUCUUUCUGUUCAUCUGGUUAAACAUAAACUGGAUUUACAUGAUACAUAAGUGGCACACAUCUGUUCUUAGUUUACACUUUACCCCAGCAAAUUGUAAAGAACAAAAUAACAAAAAUGACUCCAAAUAUUAUAGUUGGAGGCUAUAAAAUUGAACGUCUAAGGCUCAUAACAAAUAGAAAUGUAAAAUUUUACUACUGUAAAAUCUAAACAAAAGUUAUUUGCUACAUUUUAACUGGCUUACUUUGCUAUGCAAGCCAUAUUUUAACAGCAAGGGCUUGAAAGCUAAUAGCCUAUGCCAAAUUUGACAUUGGCUACUGAAUGUUAGCAUGUUUUGCAAAUUUACACUACUUGGCACUAGCAAAACAGAAAUUGUGUACAAUCUUGAGGUAUCUACUUUAAGUGCAAGGCACCUUAAAAAAAAUUAACAAUCUGACAGUAAUGACAUAUGCUAAAGUUAAAAAUAAUUUAUCCUUUAUUAAUCCCGCGAGGGGAAAUAAUAUACAUUUACAGCUAAGUCUGUGACAUGAUGUUUGUAACACUAAUGACUGAAUUAUGUCAGAUAAAGAUGUACUUUUGAGUUUGCAAGUAAAACUGAUAUGCUAAAUGUUAGCAUGCCAAUUUGUUUUGACUUGCCAGCAUUUCUAUGUAGUACAACAAGCUAACUUGCAAAAUGCAUGAUUAGCCUAGCUUUUGAACUUCUUCAAACUGCUUCAAAAAAGCUUUAUUUUUAUUUUAUUUUAUAAUAACUGAUUAGGACACGUUCAGCUAAUGCUUAAAGGCUUCAAAGGCCAUUUUUAAAGAUACUGAGCACAUUCUUCAAUGGAAUUUCAUGAAGUUUAGGGCUAUACAGUAGAGCCAGCUUCUAUAAGGUAAAAAAAUACCUUUUUAGCUUGUUUUGGUUCAGCUUGCACUUGAAGUUUAUUAGCAUAUUUCAGCCAAGUGACAGCAAAUGAAAAUAUCAUAAGUAAAUUGAUCGAUUUUAAUGCACUUCCCUGAUAUAGAUAACUCAUAAAGAGGGCGGAAAAUUAACUGUGGAGAACUCGCCUUUUCUUAUCCUUGGCUUAACAGACAUGAAGAAUAGCUGGCUAAAUCCUUAAAAACAUUAUUUAACAACAGCUGAUAUGGUGAUUUCUUUUGUUCUAGAAUCCAGGUAAAUACAUUUUAAAAAGUGGUCUAACAAGCUGCAACAGAAAAAGUUUUGGAAAAUUGGAUACAAAGCCCCUAAUGCAUCAUUUAGGUCCUCUGUUUAUGUCCACCUCCGAGCUGUGCCACUUUUCUACCAGUGUAAAUCCAACUUUAGUCCCGGAUAAUCCUACCACUGCUAAUAUACAAAUACAUGUUCACUGUCCUUUCUUUCUUGAUGUCUGUAGCUGGUAUAUGCAUGCACACACACACACAUAAACAAACACACAAACACAUCUAAAUCUGAUGCUGAAAAUAUUUCUCUUGUCUGUUUUGUACCAAACACACGUCUGCACUUGUUAAAGUUUUUGCCUGUCAGCUCUAUCCCUUACCCAAAGAUACAGUAAACAUUGAGUCACAAAUCAUUGCAAACACGGUUUAUUGUCAAUCAAAAAUGACAAACUUUACAUGCCAUUAAAAAAGUUCACAAAAUAAAUCAAACUCUACACA
Labrus bergylta (ballan wrasse) is the source of this 4646-nucleotide messenger RNA. NCBI's taxonomy places the organism in Eukaryota, Metazoa, Chordata, Actinopteri, Labriformes, Labridae. The record is from RefSeq and is a predicted model, not a curated record.